UGGACGCACACAGUUGGAUGGAUAACACCGUCUCUGUUAAACGAAGGAAAAAGGAUGUUAAAAUUCGACAUUUUUGAAGUUUUCCAGUGAAAAGAAGCUGCAGCUGGACUCAUUUCGACUAACGGGGCUUGGUUGACUUACAGAGGAGGUGAAAAAAAACAAAAACAAAUAACGGCUGGGUUCUGACAGCGCUCGCGACAGCCGUUAGAAAUCAAAGUGCUCCGUUUUAAUGAGUUGAUUUUAAGAUUAACGUUCAAAUAGCAACCCGUCCCGACCACACAGACAGCCAUGAUGGAGUCUAUUUUAGACAGUUUAACCGCAGAUAAACUGUACCCACCCGGAGGAACCAACCUGUUGGACCUGGAGGAACUUAGCGACGGAGAUUUCCUCACUAACGUGCCUUUCUCAGGAGACCAGAUGGACGACUUCAGCAGUGAAUUAUUCAGCAGUUUCUUUGACGACCACAUGUUAGAGCGCCCCCUGCUGGCGGAUAGAUCUUCACUUUUACACAUGGACACAGAUGCAGAGAGCAGCCCAGAUAUUCAAGCAGAGCACAGCUACUCUCUCAGUGAAGACUCCGCCCCCCAGAGCCCAGCCCUGUCAAUCAAAAUGGACCAAGACUCUGAAUUUGAAUGGAACUUCAGCCAGGACCUUUCAGCCAUCUUGGUGAAACAGGAGGAGCCCGAUGUGGGUCAUCAAAGAUUAGAUCCUCAGCCUCAGGAAGGCCCGCCUCUCAUAUUAAGCCCCGCACCUCCACACAGAGCAUGGAAACACACAGAACGAAGUCAAGAAGACGUGAAGCCAAAGGUCAUAAAAGAUGAGCCCAGAGAGAUGGGACAGUACCUCAGCCUGCCCAGUGAUGAUGCUCUCCAGCUCCCGCCCACUCCUCCCAGCAGUAACCAUGGCGACAGUGACGGCUCCCUUCCUCCCUCCUCCCCUCACCUCCCUCUGCCACCGUCCUCCCCCCAGCCACAGCAGAGGCCAGGAGGUCGAGCCUCCUCAUCCUCCUCGUCCUCUUCCUCAGCCAUCUCCUCUUCCCCUCUCCUCACUGCUCCACAUAAACUGCAGGGCUCAGGACCCCUAAUGCUCACAGAAGAAGAGAAGAGGACCCUGGUCGCUGAGGGUUACCCCGUCCCUAACAAACUCCCUCUCACCAAGAGUGAAGAGAAGGCACUGAAGAGAGUCCGACGGAAGAUCAAAAACAAGAUAUCAGCUCAGGAGAGUCGGAGGAAGAAGAAAGAAUACGUGGAAUGUCUGGAGAAAAAGGUGGAGAACUACACGUCAGAAAACAGCGACCUGUGGAGGAAAGUAGAAAACUUGGAGACCAGCAACAGGUCUCUCCUACAGCAGCUGCAGAAGCUUCAGUCGUUGAUUUCAGGGAAAGUCGUCCCUCGUUCUUGUAAAAUGGCCUCAACUCAAACAGGGACAUGCUUAAUGAUGAUGGCGUUGUGUUUUGUCCUUGUGUUGGGCUCCUUCUCCCCCUGCCUCUCUCCUCUCUCCUUCCUCGCUGACUCUUCCUCUUCUUUGUCCUCCUCUUCCUCUCAUUCCCCCUCCGCUCCUCUACCAUCAGCGGACCUCUACACCACCAGUCAGGUCCGUUCCCGCAGUCUGCUCUUCUACGAUGAAGGGUCUCCACUGGAGCAAAGUUUAGAGAGUGACAGACUGCAGCCUGACACGCACUCUCACAUUCAGAGCAGCAGAUACACAGCUGAGACGCAAAGAAACCAGACGACUGGGCCAAAAACAGACCACAGAGAAACAAAAGCAGAAGGAGUCUCAGAGAUUUUCUGACAACGUCUCAAUCCUCCUCUCAUGACUUCUCAUCUCUGACCCCAAAGAUCCUGCAGAUCCCCUCUUCUCAGACGGCUUCACAUCAGCAUCCAGCUGGACCAAAACCUCAGUUUUCUCCUUUUUUAUCACACUCUUUCAUUCUGCAGUCUGUUCACCCUCCUUAGCCGUUUUACUGUCUGUACGUAGAGCUUUACUCCUCACCUUAAACAGACUCUGAUUCACCUGAAAAGACUUGAUUUUAAAGGAAACAAAAUGAUGGAAUUUAUCUUUUAAAAUGAAGGAUAAUUUUAAAUCCCCUUGUUGAAAAUUAUCAGUCAUGCAGUAGCCUACCAGAGCAACUUGUAGCAUUUAAAGAGACAUAGAUUAAGAUAUAAAGUCAGCUAUGUUUAGCCUAUAGAAUCAAAGCAUUAUAGGUUGCAAGUUUGCAAAGCUUCAUGGGAAAUGAUGCACUUUGCACCUUUAAAUAUGAGCAUGUGUAAAACACUGUCAUAAAUGACUUAAAUAAAGUUAGUUUUAGCCAUAGACUUACAACGAGGUGGUGUAAGUGUAGCCCUUGGGUCUGAAUAGACAAGCUAUUAGCAGAGCUUUAAGCAUGCAAGGCCAAGUAGGCCAAGUAGGUUUAGACAUUAAAGCAAUUCGGCUUAUUUUGGACCAAAUGCAGUGAGCACAGAUGUAGGAUUUGUAAAGAAAAAGCCACACUUUAAAUACCCUUUUUCCAUCUAAAGAAUUGGCUACAGCUUAUAUACCCAUGCCACCAAUAUGCCAGAGUAAGGUGCUGAGAUAUGCAUCAUUUCUGCAGACCAAGACCAAGUGUGACUGAAAAUUCCCUCUGGUCUUUGUGUUUUGCAACAGCUGUUUCGCUGCUCAGAAUGUGGAGGAAUGCAUAAAGACGAAGACCAGACCAGCAAGGUUUGACACUGCAUAAAUCUUUCGGAGCACUAAUGUGAUUGAAAAUACUGCUCAAAGACAAGGCUGAAGAGGGCAGAGGGAGUCACAGACAGUUAUGAGGCUGUCUAACAACAAUCACUGCAUUGUUAUAUGAUGUAUCAUAGACAGUAGAUGUGCUAAGUUCAUACAAUGAAAAAUAGAUGAUAGCAAAAGAGCGACACAGAUGCUGCACGUUGUGGGCUCUACUGAAUGAAAUGGAAAUGCAGGCGGCUUAUAUUCCAGAUUUUGCAGUAGACCAAAUUACAUAGCAGAUAUCGAUACUUCAACCUUCAACACACUUUCUUCUCAAAAGUAUUGAUUCAGGCACCGUCGCUGUAUAAAAAUGAUCAAUUUAACACUGGCAUCAGAAAAAAACCCAAACGAUACCCAACCCUAGUUGCAAGGUACGGAUACGCAACUAGCAAGCCACUCUGCCCAUCUCCUCUGGUCACUUGCUGCCUUUAAGUGAGGAGUCUUUUCAGUCAAACCAGCACGCCAAGCAGUUUAUUUACUGAAUUAUGACCUUAUGAGGGUGAAAAGCUGGUGAAAAGUGGCGCCAACUGUCACCUUUUUGGUCUGUGUUGCUACAUAUCCCAGCAGUGAAGCAUCCAAAUGAAUGGGAGCAAAUUCACAGUAUAACGGCGUUUGUCUCGGGAUUUUACUCUGGUAUGUUGGUUGCAUCUGUAUAAAGGAUGUAGCUCACGUUUUUGAUGAAAAAACAGCCUUUAUCUUACAAAAGUGCAAAAUGUCUUACUAGUCCACAGCUGCUGCCACAAACCAGUGACUACGUCCACCUUUUAUAUACAGUCUGCUCUUUGUACUUCAUGCUUGUAUUUUAUUUUGAAGGGGAUGUGCUUGAUCCCUUCACACCAUAUAUUCAUACCAGGCUGAACCUAAAACACAUCAGAAUUAUAUAUUUUUUAAAAAGCCAUUAGACUCCAAGAGGAUUUGUGUCCAGCAAUGAUUUAAAUUAGAGGAUAUUCAGUAAAUAGUGACUACACAUGUUAGGACCCAAGUCAAGUCUUUACAUAGGAGAUGCUUGAACAAUACUUCUUGGCAAGUUAAAUCCAUAUUUUAGCUGUUAAUUAGCUGCCAAUUAAAGAUCCCACAGCUCUGUGAUAGUAGUAAACAGAACACAAUAAAUGCAACGUAUUAUUAAACUGAUACUUCAGAAAGUAGCAGUGCCAUUUCAAAAGUGCCUUCCACUUACUUGAGUCAAAUGAGGCCUUAAAUAAAAAGCCAACACCCUUACAUCUACACCUGAAGCUUAUCUCUACCUAUAUAAAAAUAUUUUUUCACUUUAAGUCGUUUACAUCAAUCAUUAACAGAAUGAAUGUGAAAGGAAGUUGUUUUCCUGCACUCGUAAGGCUUCUUUUUAACCAUUUACCAAAGUUUAACAGAGUAAUAUUGCUUAUUUUCCUUUUUUAUCUGGGAUUACAUCUGGUUUUCACCUCUGAUUAAGACCAAAAUUCUGCACCAUUUACCAUAUUUUCAGGGACUGUUCACAGGGGUCCUGACAGAGGUUGGGAAACAUGACAUCAAAGUAUUUUUUAUGAAUUAAAAAUUGUACAUAUAAUAUAUUUGCAGCAUUGAAAAAAGAGCAUAUUUAAUUUAUGCAACAAAAAAAUAAUUGUUUUUAAGAUCAGUUUAUCUCAGUGUCUUGUUUUCUAAAUAAUGUUUACAAAAAUCUCAAAAAUACGUCUUAUAAUAUAUUCUGAGCAUCAGAAAAGAGCAUAUUUAUUUUAUGCACAAAAAAAGAGGAAGUGUGUCGUGGUUUUAGGAUGAAGUUUUACAUGAUGGUGUGUCGUUUACAUGCUGUUUCAUGGAUGUAAAACUUUGAUCGUUUUUUGUCUUUAACUGUAAUACAGUGUUUGACUGCUGUCGCAUGGAGAAAACUAAAUCAUCAGAUUUUACCCUCCAGGUGAAGAAAACACAAAUCAAUCACAGAAUCUAAAAGUGAACUAUAAUGUAGUUUUUAAAUCCACCCUCAUGCGACAGCAGUGUGUUGUAUUUAUUCCUGUUUGUAGAAAGUGUGUAUAUAUUGAUGAAGCCAAUCAGGAGACUAAAACAUUCCAAGAAUUUAACACCACUAGUUUUUUAACCAGGAAAAUCUUUAUUUCUUCACCACUAGACUGCCUUUGUUAGAAAACGUAAUAUUUCGCAUCCAGUCAAAUCUUGAAACUUUAAAUGAAAUAUUUCACUUUGAGCUCUGACUCAACAAAAACACAAAAUUCCUUUUUUUAUCCAAAAGCGUUACAGUUGACACAUUUUCUUUUAUUUUGUUUUUUUUUUUAUGUUUUUGAUUUUGUCUUUUGUGCGAAAAAUUACACAAUUUCUUGUGACUGCAACUCGUAGCACAAAUAUUCUGUCAUUUUAUUCUUAAAGGGGAAUUCUGGUGUUUUUUAAACCAUUUUUUUUAAAAAUACAUUUAAUUCCAGCAUCCACAGAAGUGGCCAUUAAUUGCUGCAGUGUUGUCAGUGUACAUCCACUACAAGUCCUUGUUUUUCUUCUGUCGUGUCCCUACAGGGAUAGAGCUCAUCUCUGAGGUAGACGAUACCUGUUCUUAAAGAAAAACAGACUUUUCAUCACUCUCUUCGAGACGCCAUUCUCAAAACGGUGAAUUUACAUCGACAGUUAAAGGAGUUGAUGCUCUACCUCUGCCUGUAACAGCAACUUCUGAAUUUAUUGAAGUAACAUCUCCUUUUGUAAGUGGAGUCUGCUAGUUUAAAGAGAGCAAUGUAACAGCUGAUCCUGCACAUAUUUGUGUGAUGGUAACAGAAAACCUGCAAACAAACUACCAGGAGUAGAGCAAAAACUCCCACAUUUGCGAAGGUUAAGUUGCAUUUUUGUCAACUGAGUCUGUUGUCUUUAAACAAUAUUUUUUGUGGCUCACCUUGCCGUAGAACCUUCUCUAGAAAAAAGCUUCUCAUAUAGCUAUUUUGAAGCUACCAGACUACAUUUUUACCUCGCUGAAUAAAGGAGUUGAUGCUCUACCUAUGCCUCAAACUGCUAGGUUGUUUAUCUUGUCUUUUGGCCUUCAUUCUGGAUAAGAUCUCAUACAAUGUUUUUGCUACAAAAAGGAAAAACACCAAUGUGAAAAAAAAAAAAAGCAAAUCUAUGCAGUGGUAGAUCAGCAAGGUAACCUAACUCCUUUUGCAAGGAGAGUCUGCUACUUUAAAGCGAGAAAUUUCACAGCACAUAUUAACAAAAAAACUGCAAACUAACAAAACAAAGCAGGAAUAAAGCACAACUCCCAUAUUUGUAAAGGUAACGUUCCCUUUUUGCCAAUUGAUUCUGGUAACUUUAAAGAGAACAAUACAUUUAGUGGUUUCUUUUGCUAUUUCCAGAAAAAGCCUCUCUUUUAAAGCUACCAGACUACAUAAUCAAAACUAGUUGAUGCUCUACCUCUGCCUUGAUUAGUUUAGCUGUUUGUGUUUUGUUAGAUGUUUUUAAUUGGUAAGAGCAGACCCUGCACAAAAAAGACCUUGCUAAAAAAAAUAAGAAAUUGAAGCAGCAGUAGAUCAGCAACUCCUGUAUUUAUCACAUCAUUUUUUUUCUGCACAGUCUGCUAGUUUGAAGAGAGCAAUGUGACAGCUCUUGUUGGUUUUUCCAAAGAAUCUUUUCCAGGAAUAUCCACACGUAUUGCUCUUGAAGAUUUUAUGAGCAAAAGCAGCAAUUUUAUUUCGCGGGACAAAGGAGUUGAUGCUCUGCCCCUAGUUUGAUCUGUUUAGUUGUGUUAUAUGUUUUAAAAGGCAAGAGUAGAUCUUGCACAUAUUUGUGUGAUGCUAACAAAAACCCUGCAAACCAACUGACAAAUCAAGGCAGUGACAGAUCAGCAACUUCUGUAUUUAUAACGGCAAAAUUAUUGUUUUGGUCAUUGGAGUUUGGUGGUUUAAAUAGAGCAAAAGUUACAGCUAUGGCUUGUUCCAUACAGGAAUUUUCUCCAGAAGCAGCUACAAGACUACAAAAGAAGGCUAAAAGGUUUUGCCGUGCAGAAUGGAGGAGUCGAUGCUCUACCUCUGCCCCAGUCAGCUUGACUGUUAUCAUUAUUUAAUGCUUUGAAAUGGUAAGAGCAGAUCUUGCACAUAUCUGUGCAGCUCUUGAGAACUCCUUUUGCACCCUGGUUUUGGUCCAUCUGAUGGUGUGAGUUCAUGCAAGAAUAAAGAGAACACAACAGAACAUUUACAGCUUGUGGUUUCUCAACAGAACCAUUUUCUUUAAUAAAAAGACGAGAUAAAGACACUGAUUGUCUCUUGAACCUAAAAUUACAAUUUACAAUGCUCUUUUUAAAGCCACCAGACUCCACUGACAAAAACAGUGGUUUAACUUGGCAGAGAAAAAAAACUUAAAUGUAACCCAAGCGGCUUGCUCUUUUGUUUGAAAUUUGGCUUUUAAAAGCUUGUAG
Cheilinus undulatus (humphead wrasse) is the source of this 7123-nucleotide messenger RNA. RefSeq names its product cAMP responsive element binding protein 3-like 1 (gene creb3l1). Gene Ontology annotation, molecular function: cAMP response element binding; DNA-binding transcription factor activity, RNA polymerase II-specific. NCBI's taxonomy places the organism in Eukaryota, Metazoa, Chordata, Actinopteri, Labriformes, Labridae. Gene Ontology annotation, biological process: regulation of transcription by RNA polymerase II. The record is from RefSeq and is a predicted model, not a curated record. The transcript is spliced from 13 exons. Bases 289 to 1791 code for a protein of 500 amino acids.